Molecule: messenger RNA, 852 nt
Organism: Micromonas pusilla CCMP1545
Lineage: Eukaryota; Viridiplantae; Chlorophyta; Mamiellophyceae; Mamiellales; Mamiellaceae
Exons: 2
Source: RefSeq, a predicted model, not a curated record
AGGUCCGCGUACGACGGCAAGGUUGUGUGGAUCACCGGAGCGAGCCAAGGCUUGGGCGAGGAGCUCGCGCUGCACCUCGCGUCGCUCGGCGCGAAGCUCAUCCUCUCCUCUAGACGCCUCGGCGCGCUGCAGGCGGUGUGCGACGCGUGCGUCGACGCCGGCGCGAAGGACGCGCGCGCGCUCGUCCUCGACGCGCGCGCGGAUCCGAGCGAGCUGCGAUCGCGCGCGGACAAGGCGCUGGCCAUGUCGCACCUCGCCAAGCCGAGGGGCGGGAUCGACUACGUGUUUCACGUCGCCGGCGGAUCGCAGCACGCGGCGGCGGAGGACACCGACGCGGAGGUGGACAGGGACAUGUUCGAGCUCAACGUGCUGAGCGCGAUCGCGAUCACGAAGGCGGCGCUGCCGUCGAUGCUCGCGAGGAAGCGCGGGACGAUCUGCGUCGUCGGGUCGAUGGCGGCGAAGGCGCCCGCGCCCGGCCAGGCGACGUACGCGGCGACGAAAGCGGCGUGUGCGGCGUUUCAUCACUCGCUGCGGGGCGAGGUCGCGGACCGAGGCGUGCGCGUGUGCGUCGCGCACCCCGGGCCGAUCGCGACGGGGCUCGGCGGGCAGACGAGGGUCGCGCGGAUGAAGAAGGAGAACGCGAAGCGUCUGGACGCGGGGUACGUCGCGAGGAAGAUCGCCGCGGGCGCCGCGCUCGGCUUGGACGAGGUCGUGCUCGCGAGGCAGCCGAUCAUGUUGUUGCGAAACUUUCUGCAGUUUAUCCCCACGGUGGCGCACCGGGUGUUGUGUAAAGUCGGCCCGAAGCGCGCGAGAGCGGCGCGCGAGGGCACGAGCAUGUACGAGCUCAAGUGA